Messenger RNA from Triticum turgidum subsp. durum (durum wheat), 423 nucleotides. The record is from the annotation of a GenBank genome assembly. NCBI's taxonomy places the organism in Eukaryota, Viridiplantae, Streptophyta, Magnoliopsida, Poales, Poaceae.
AUGGAGAGAUCAUCUUCCCCUUCAAAGGUUCUCCUCGUCUUCCUCCUGCAGUUCCUCCUGCUCUCUGAACCUCUGGAAGCAAGGAUACUAGGUGAUGCAUACGACCACAAGAACCUGCUCGCGUCGGGUGUCGAUGGAGAUGCCGCACUGCUGCCCGCAUCACACCUGAACCUCGCCGAUGUUGCAGGGGACAGGCGUCCCAAGUAUACGCCGCCUUCUCCGGUGCGACCUCCGUCGCCGCACCAUCUCCACGGAGAUGGCGCGCAUGAGCAGCAAAGGUCUCCGCCGGCGUCGUCCUCGACUGAACCUGCACCACUGCGUGAUUACAGUCGCCAGCAGGCUGAAGCUGCAGGGCACCCACCCAUGAUGGAUGUAUCGCGCGCGUUUCUCCAAACGAUCAUGGGAUAUGUGACGAAAAUGUAA